UAUUAGCCAGUCGGAUUUUAUUGCGGAAGCGAUUACUUUUCUCUCGCAGCUGGCGGCAGGCAGGCAUUAUUUGCUUAAAACAAAUACUUUCCCAAACAUUUAUAGAGCACAAAACAUCGUCAACUCAAUAAGCUCGACUUGAGAAGCGAAUACAGUUGAUUGACUUCAUAACAAGAAGGCUGUGAAAACUGUCUAAACAGGCGUGUGUGACGCGUCUCUUCCUACAUUCAGAUCCUGUCGUGUUGACGAUCAAGAAUUGCUUUCAUAUUCGCUAACUACGGUUUUUGACACUUUCCCCGCUAGUCAGUCGGGAUGAAGCCUGGAGUAGGGGCAUGUCAGGACCCCUGUCAGGGUGGUCCGGGGGUGGGUGACAGGGGGGAUGACACCCUGGUGCCUCUGCCCCCUAAAGACACCCCCGGCUCCCCCACGGGGUCACCCUCAGAGUUGGGAAGCCCCGGCCCCCGCCAGGUCGCGACCUUUGACCUGCUCAAGAUGGUAGUGUCUUACAAGAGGAUGGCCCUGUUUCUGGAGCCGCUCACUGACACAUUGGAACUGGCCCGCUACCUACUGGGGUGGAGGAUGCCUCUGUGCUCACUACUGGUCUGUCUACUGCUCAACAUCCUCUUCCUCACUCUGAGUGAAGUGGGGUGGUUCUCUGUGUGUGUUCUGGGGGUGUCUGCCCCGGCUGCCCUGGGUUACCUGCAGGACAGGUGUGGGGGCGGGGCGUCGGAGGCGGAGCAACAGAAGAGGCGGUGCCACGCGGUGCAUCGUAAGGACCUGCAGAACGUUCAGCUCACCAGACAGGAUGCCAUGCUGGAAGUCAAGGACCUGUUAAAGCAGCUAGAUGACCUGUUGUCUCAUGCCUGCCUGUCUGCUGAGUCUGUCUACAAUCUCCUGUACUGGGAGAGCCACUCUGAGUCCUCUAGGUUCUAUGGUGGCCUGUUAGCUGUGUUGAUGCUGCUGUAUUCUGUUCCUGUGGGCUGGGUGCUGGCAUGUCUCACUACUGCCCUCUUCCUGUGGAACAGAGACUUCUGCAGGGUUGUGUUGGACCUAAGGGAGGUGGUCCAUUCUGGCCAGAACCCAUCCUCAGAAGGAGAGAUGGACCACACAGAACCGAACCACGGCAGCCUGGACAGGACUCCCACUGCUACCAGCUUGGAGGACCUGUCCCCGGGCAGCGUAGAGGAGGCUGAGGAGGCAGAGCCUGAUGAUGAGUUCAAAGAUGCCAUCGAGUUGACUCAGGAGCCCCUUAUCUCCCUGCAGGAGACUCCCUUGGCUUUAGUGGAGGAUGAUGACGUUACUUCAGAUUUGGACACCAUCUCCAUCACCUCAGACAACGGUCUGCUGAGCCGCAAUGAGCCAAUCCGCAGUAAGGUGUCCAAACUGACGGAGAAGCUACGAAAACGCUACCCCACCAACAACACAGGUAACUGUUCUAGCUGCAGUGCAGUCUUCUCAGUGGUGAAGAGAAGGCGGAGCUGUAGUAACUGUGGCAACAGCUUCUGCUCCAGAUGCUGCUCAUACAAGGUCCUCAAGGCCUGCAUGGGUGUCACAGCUCCAGAUGCCCAGAGAGAGACAGUGUUUGUUUGUGCUGUCUGCAACUCCACCCUCAGCAAGUGAGAAAUGACUACCCCUCCUACCCACUCAUGGAGACCCAGGGAGGGUACUGCCCCUCCUACCCAGGAUUCAAAGCUCCUUGGCUGGGUAGAGCCCGCGGCAGAUCAGCCUCUACCCCCCCUGGUGGUGGUUCAAAACCCCAGGUUGUCUGGUUCUCUGGCUCCAGCCCAGGUGACCAGGGUUAUUAAGAUGAAUCAGUCCCAAAUGGCAACCUAUUCCCUAUAAAUUACACUGCUUUUGCCCAGAGCCCUAUUGGAUUCCCUAUGGGCCCUGGUCUACAGUAGUGGACUAUAUAGGGAAUAGGGUCAUUUUGGAUGCUACCCCAGACUCCCAUCAGCUUGUGUUGCAUUGAGAUUUAUCCUGUACUGUCAUGGAGGUCCUGAGAAUGCUGUGUGUGUGUGUGUGUGUGUGUGUGUGUGUGUGUGUGUGUGUGUGUGUGUGUGUGUGUGUGUGUGUGUGUGUGUGUGUGUGUGUGUGUGUGUGUGUGUGUGUGUGUGUGUUGGAUUGUAUAAGAUAUGCUAUAGAUUGACCCUGUUAUAACUUAUCCAUUCUGUAAUGGUUUUAUAUGUUGGUCCUAAUGUUAAUUUAAUGGAUGUAAAGACAGGAUGCUAAAGACUAUACCUUUGUCCUAAAUGGCAUACCCUAAUCUCUAUGGAGCAUAACCUAAACCCAUGGAGUGAUUUCCAGAGGUGAUCCCAGAGCUGUGUUCAAAUACUCAUACUAACUGUACUAUUUGUGACGUAAAUUGAGUAUGUAGUAUACUUAUUGGUCAUGGUAUGGAUAUAGUAUGCCAAAAGUUCCUGGAUGUCGUACUAAAUUCACCAAAAUACGAAGUAUACAAGCAGUGGACACUAUUUCUGUGCUUUUAGGGCCCAUAAUGCAAUUAUUCAGAAAAUGUUGAGCAAUGUAAUAAAGUAAUGACUUUUCAAAUAAGUUAAACAUUAUGUUGGCUGACAAUUUAUUAGCUACGCUGUCCUUACGAACCGCAGCAUGUCAUUCAGCAGUAUGUACCGGUCUGUUAGCUAGCUACCUAACGUUAGUUGGCUACUAAUACAUUAUAUUAUAAUAUUAUAUAUAUUAACUAUCUAGCUAACUACCCAAUGUUUAUUGACUUGAUUAUUCACAUCAUUCUUAGCUAAGUGGUAGAGUCGUCGUGUGUUCUCAAUGGACAUUGUUCAUUCUGGCUAUCUACUCUGAUUUCAGAGCAUCUCUCAUCUGUGUGCCAGUGCACAGAAUAGCUGAAUAAAACGCGUUGAAUAUGGCCGGUGUCAGUAAGCGUUGGCAAAAAAAUAAAGCGUAAUUCAAUUGUUGCCUGCAGCACAGUUAGUCACCAACACUCAGCAUAACAUGAAAACUGCCUAGCCAGCUCUGCUAGGGUGAGUAAAAUGGUCAGAGUGAGGUUCUCUCAUUUGUGUCUGGAAGUAGCUAGCCAGUUAGCUUGGGUGCUUGACUGCCGUUGUGAGGACAGAACGCUCGGAUCAACCCUAUUCCUUGGCCAGAGCGUCUAGUGUGGGCUCCGAGACCGAAACGCUCUGGAAUUACAAUCUGACAACGCUCUGGAUUUACGAAUGCCCAGAGCGCAUUCUGAGCGCUCUCUUGCACUCCAUGGGUGAAUUUACGGACACAGCCGAAAUCGUAAAAUGUCUAGCUAGUAAUUUGUUAUGCUGACAAGCUAGCAAGAGGUUGCAUAGCAACAGCAUAAACUUCUGCUAGACAGGCGAAGUGCUAGUACACUCAACUGAAGGGAUACCCUUCGUUUACAGUAUUCUAAAAUGAACUAAUAGUAUGUAGUUUAUACUCAUUAAGUAUGUAGUUACAGUAUUCUAAAAUGAACUAAUAGUAUAUAGUAUAUACUCAUUAAGUAUGAGGUAUACAGGAUGUUGGUAUGGGUAUUUGAACACAGCACAGGUUUUAGAUUGACACAUAAGAAUGUACAUGUUACACUUUUACCAUUGUAAUCACCUAUAUUCAAUCCACUGAAAGUUUAUAUUUAUCCAAUGUAAUAAUUCAUUCAUUUGAUUGAUUAUCUUGACAGAAUGGAGGAGUUUGUUUACUCUUCAUUGCUUCAAUAAACUGUGAUUUUGAAUGUUUGAAAUUAA
This is a messenger RNA of Salmo salar (Atlantic salmon), 3716 nucleotides long. Lineage: Eukaryota; Metazoa; Chordata; Actinopteri; Salmoniformes; Salmonidae. The record is from RefSeq and is a predicted model, not a curated record.